AUGUCGCAUACGCAGGAAUUACCAACGACCCAGUCGGUUACGCAGGGGAGGCGAAUCAAAGCCGUCUUCUUCGACUUUAUGGGAACGUGUCUAGAUUGGCAUAGCGGAGUCACCAACACUUUACCGGUAGCUAUAGCGGAGGCAACCCGCUCCAGAUUGGCGCUUGAUUGGCGCGAGGAGUUCUUUAAGGAGCUGCACGCUCGGUCCCAACAGGGCCUACCGCCUGAGGAUAUUGACAUCACACAUCGAAAAACUUUACUUGGAGUCCUGGGUUGGGAUAUCUACAAGGAAGAGCGCUGCCAUUUUGUUGGGCUCGACAACGACGGCGGGCCUACAGGUGUUGUCGAUGUUGUUGCCCCGGACGGCGGCACGGCUGCUAUCGAACGCGCUGUGCGUUCGUGGCACAGUAUGGCUCCAUGGUCGGAUGUUCGCCCUGCGCUAACCGCGCUGAAGAGCAAGCUAGGGCUGGAGCUAUUUGUACUUGCCAACGGGACUACGAGGCUCCAGCUCGACCUAGUCCGAUCUUCCGGUUUAGAUGGUAUCUUUAGCUUGUUGUUCUCCAGCGAACUUCUAGGCGUCUAUAAACCGGCGCCGGAGGCCUACGAAAAAGCGUUAAGGCUGGUGAAGGUCCGGCCGGAUGAGGCCGUCAUGGUCGCAGCCCACGCAUACGAUCUCAGGGCGGCGAAGGCCCUCGGUAUGAAUACGAUGUAUGUGUAUCGUUGGACGGAUGACCGUAGCGAGGAUAUGGAUGUUGUUAGAAGAGAGAAUGAUAUGUUCCUCGGUGAAAGUGAGAACGGAAUGGAAGGGUUGUAUUCCGCUAUCGAGGCCUUGAAUUAG
This is a messenger RNA of Daldinia childiae, 837 nucleotides long. RefSeq names its product Haloacetate dehalogenase H-2. NCBI's taxonomy places the organism in Eukaryota, Fungi, Ascomycota, Sordariomycetes, Xylariales, Hypoxylaceae. The record is from RefSeq and is a predicted model, not a curated record. Bases 1 to 837 code for a protein of 278 amino acids. The transcript has a single exon.